ACAGACCUGGGCUACAUCUGCAUCACUGUCCCCAAAGCCAUGCACAAUUCUCUCCAGAACACCACAACCAUCUCCUACAAGGGAUGUGCUGCACAGCUCUUUUUCUUUUAUUUCUUCAACUCAGCAGAGUCUUCCCUCCUCAACAUCCUGUGCUACGACCGCUACAUUGCCAUCUGCAAACCCCUGCACUACGGGACCCUCCUGGGCAGCAGAGCUUGUGCCCCCAUGGCAGCAGCUGCCUGGGCCACUGGGUUUCUCACUGCUUUGCUGCACACAGCCAAUACAUUUUCCCUGCCCCUGUGCCAGGGUAAUGCCCUGGGCCAGUUCUUCUGUGAACUCCCACACAUCCUCAAGCUCUCCUGCUCACACUCAGGCUACCUCAGGGAAAUUGGGCUUCUCUGGUUUACCAUCUCUUUAGGACUUGGCUGUUUUGUUUUCAUUGUUUUCUCCUAUGUGCAGAUCUUCAGGGCUGUGCUGAGGAUCCCCUCUCAGCAGGGACAGCACAAAGCCUUUUCCACGUGCCUCCCUCACCUGGCCGUGCUCUCCCUGUUUAUCAGCACCUUGUUCUUUGCCUACCUGAAGCCCCCCUCCAUCUCCUCCCCAUCCCUGGACCUGAUGGUGGCAGUUCUGUACUCAGUGGUUCCUCCAGCACUGAACCCCCUCAUCUACAGCCUCAGGAACCAGGAGCUGAAGGAUGACCUGAGGAAAAUGAUGACUGGAUGCUUUUCAGGAGCAAUAAAGUGCCUGUUUUCUGGUGUGUAG
Messenger RNA from Chiroxiphia lanceolata (lance-tailed manakin), 762 nucleotides. RefSeq names its product olfactory receptor 14J1-like. The transcript has a single exon. The annotation marks the transcript as partial. NCBI's taxonomy places the organism in Eukaryota, Metazoa, Chordata, Aves, Passeriformes, Pipridae. Gene Ontology annotation, cellular component: membrane. Gene Ontology annotation, biological process: G protein-coupled receptor signaling pathway. The record is from RefSeq and is a predicted model, not a curated record. Gene Ontology annotation, molecular function: G protein-coupled receptor activity; olfactory receptor activity.